CAAUGAGCACUAUAAAGAAUGUUAUUGAUUUGGAUGAUAUGUUCUACGAAAGUCUAUCAUUAGGACUGGCAAAGAAAUUUGCAGAUUGCAUUCCACGCAUUACUAAUGUAACAUGUGAAAAACGAUUACCGUGUGAAAAGGCACAGGUUACAGCCUGGGAGUCACGGCAUAAUAUAUAUCUACCAGAUGAUAUGAAGCGGUUUUAUUUGUCUACCGAUGGAUUUAACUUUUACUGGAGUUAUCAGUAUUCUCCUAACGAUAUACGUCGUGUGGGGCAUAUACAUUUCCCACAUUUAAUUCAGAUAACUCUGGUUCGAGAUAAUAUUGAUACAAUCCUUAGUUCCAGUCCCAACACUGCCGUUACGAUUCCACCAAUAAUUCGUCAAUCGAACUACAUAGAUUCGUCUUCUGGGUAUCUGAAUCAUUUAAAUCUUAACUCUCGCAGUAAAAUAUUUGAACUGAGCACUAUUACUGACCUGGCAAAGGUUUGCCUGGUUUAUGAAACUCCAGAAUCAUCAAAUCCUAAAAUAUUCCUGCUGGAAAUGGGAACAUUUAAAUGGCAAUUCUUGGCAGACACCUUCACGGAGUAUUUGCGCAUGAGCAUAGCGCAUCUUGGCUUACCAUAUUGGGAGUUGUGUUUCUCGACCUGUGGACUGCCUUCCUGGACAGAGCAGCUCUUUUUGCUGCUUGCUCCACAUUUAUUGGAGAAAAACGAAAACCGUAGGCUGAAGAAUAUCGUUUGCGUCAACGAAAAUCCACCGUAUAAUGUACUCGAUCCUGCCGUUUUCAGAACCAAACCACGCUGCUCUAGACAAAGUCAGAAAAAUCGAAUGAACAACUAGGUGGUACCUAUAUAUGUACAAAAAGGUCCUAAAUAAGUUUAUUUUCUACAAUUAGUUCACAAUA
Messenger RNA from Ochlerotatus camptorhynchus, 906 nucleotides. RefSeq names its product tubulin polyglutamylase complex subunit 2. Bases 3 to 842 code for a protein of 279 amino acids. The record is from RefSeq and is a predicted model, not a curated record. Gene Ontology annotation, biological process: protein polyglutamylation. The transcript is spliced from 3 exons. Lineage: Eukaryota; Metazoa; Arthropoda; Insecta; Diptera; Culicidae.